AGCAGCAGUAGCCGACAAAAGUAUCCAGUAACUGAUUCAUUGUCUGGUUCCAGACAGUUCAUGAGAAUGUCAAAACGAGUAGUUCUCAUCUCUCUCCACGAUCAUCAGCCGUCCUCUCUACUUGAUAUGUCACCUUCAUUCCCGUUUACCACAAUUUCUUUAAGCAAAUAUUCAACCAAGAACACCUCCCACGUCUCUCUAUUGCCAGGUGUUAUUCUCUUUCAUCUUCCUUCACCAAAUCUCUCACUUCUCUCAGCCUCUCCUCCUCCUGCCUGAAAUAAUUGACCAGUUUUGAUCCUAACUGUCUGCAUAAUUGAACUCAGUUUAAGUCCUUUUUUUUAUUCUUGCACUCAUUCUUUUGGUCAUGUGUCUUUUAGUUAAGUCCAAGGUACGUGUUUAAGCCUGCUGAUAUGGAAUUCUGAUUAAUAUUUUAGCUCCAUGAUUGAUUGCUUCAGCUUAAUUAGCCCUGUUGAUGAGUUGUACUUGGCCCCAUUACGGACUUGUCUGAAUUGGUUACAAAGAAUUAAGACAACUUCUUGUACUAAUAAUUGCCAAUAUUGAGAUUUAGAUAUUGUUGCAGAAGCUUGAGUCAAUGGUUUCUAGACAUUCUGAGUUCUUGUUGGGUAUAAAUACAUCUCAUUUGCCCUCUUGUCCUUUCAAGCGUCGAGUUUUUCGAGCUUCUUCUAACAGCUUAACAUCAAAUAAACACUCCCUAAUAGGCUAGCCAAGAACAGAAAUUAACAGGAACAUCAAUGGAGCCUAUUGGGGUUGCUCUGGAAGGAGAAUGGAGCUCUCUUAGUGGAAUGUACACAAGCGAGGAGGCUGAUUUCUUGGAACAAUUGCUUGGUAAUAAUGAUUCAAGUUCCAGCUUGGGAGUUCUAUCUUCUUUCUGGUCUAGCCAAAAAUCAGAAAUGAACAUGGCAGGAGGCAAUGGAGGUUUAGUUGAUACUAAUUUCUACAAUUUUUCACAAGGGAGUAGUAGUUAUAGUGGUGGAAGCAGUUCUCAGAGCUACUACUUCAGUGAUUCUCAUCCAGUCUCCAUCGCUAUGGAUUUUUGUGUUGGAGAUGUGACAAAUACUGCCUCGUAUCUCGUCGAAGGCGAUGACUGUUCGAAUCGAGAAAUGAGGAAUGGCAAUGUGGAAGAGUCUGGUGGAAACCAGCAGCCUGCAGCUGCUGAUCUACCUGUUAACUGUUUGCUGCCCAAGAAAGAACAUGAGAUGCUGGCUCCAGAAACAUCAACAGAAGAUAAAAGCAACAGCCCGUCUGAGAUCUCUAAGAAAAGGUCGCGAAGGGCAGGAGAUGUGAGUACAAGAAACAGAAUUUAGCAUUGUAUUUUUUAAUAGAAUGUGUAGGAAUUAGUUUCUAGAGCAUGUUCUAAUGGUGAUUUUUACAAUGUAGGUUCAAAAGAACAAGAGGAAUGUAAGGUCUAAGAAGAGCAAGAACUUUGUCUCUAGCAACAGCAAUGAUGAAGAGACUAAUGCAGGCUUUAAUGGGCCAGCCUCAAGCAGCUACUGCUCGGAGGAUGACUCGAAUGCAUCCCAUGAACAGAAUGGAGGAGCUAGUUCAAGUUUGAGCUCCAAAGGGACUUCAAUCCUCAACUCAAAUGGCAGAACAAGAGCCAGUAGAGGGGCAGCAACUGAUCCCCAGAGCCUCUAUGCAAGG
Molecule: messenger RNA, 1662 nt
Organism: Manihot esculenta (cassava)
Lineage: Eukaryota; Viridiplantae; Streptophyta; Magnoliopsida; Malpighiales; Euphorbiaceae
Product: transcription factor bHLH84-like
Exons: 1
Coding region: 753-1325 (190 amino acids)
Source: RefSeq, a predicted model, not a curated record